Mirounga angustirostris (Northern elephant seal) is the source of this 10421-nucleotide messenger RNA. RefSeq names its product LDL receptor related protein 6 (gene LRP6). Lineage: Eukaryota; Metazoa; Chordata; Mammalia; Carnivora; Phocidae. Gene Ontology annotation, molecular function: Wnt receptor activity; Wnt-protein binding. Gene Ontology annotation, biological process: Wnt signaling pathway involved in somitogenesis; receptor-mediated endocytosis involved in cholesterol transport; canonical Wnt signaling pathway. The transcript has 23 exons. The record is from RefSeq and is a predicted model, not a curated record. Bases 426 to 5267 code for a protein of 1613 amino acids.
CGCGCGGUCCCCCACUUUCUUUCGUAGCUGCACGGGAGGCGGCGCCGAGGGAGGGGCUCGCCCGCGCGCAGGAAGACCUUCGCGGCGACCCGUGGCGGCGGCGGGCCCGUGGUAUCCCUGCGCCGCUGCGUGAGAGGAAGAGGCUGAAUGAGGAGCUGCGCGGGGGAAGCGGGGCGCCGGGGGAGGAGGCGGCGGGAUGGAAGCAGACGCUGGCGUCGCGCGAGCCCCGGGCAGCGCGGCGCGGUAGAGAGGGCGGCGGCGGCGGCGCGCGCGGAGCCCUGACGUGCCCCUUUCUUUCUUCUCUCUCUGGAAAGCUGGGAAGCAUGAGCGUGCAGACCUGCCGCUGCGGCGGCCGCCCCGGCUCCUCGCCUCCCCCUCUUCUGGCCGCCCCUCGCCGGUGAGAGAAGAGAACGCGAGAAGGGAAGAUGGGGGCCGUCCUGAGGAGCCUCCUGGCCUGCAGUUUCUGUGCGCUCCUGAGAGCGGCCCCUUUGUUGCUUUAUGCAAACAGACGGGACUUGCGAUUGGUUGAUGCUACAAAUGGCAAAGAGAAUGCUACGAUUGUAGUUGGAGGCUUGGAGGAUGCAGCUGCGGUGGACUUUGUGUUUGGUCAUGGCUUGAUAUACUGGAGUGAUGUCAGCGAAGAAGCCAUUAAACGAACAGAGUUUAACAAAACUGAGAGUGUACAGAAUGUUGUUGUCUCUGGAUUAUUGUCCCCUGACGGGCUGGCAUGUGAUUGGCUUGGAGAAAAAUUGUACUGGACAGAUUCUGAAACAAAUCGGAUUGAAGUUUCUAAUUUAGAUGGAUCUUUACGAAAAGUUUUAUUUUGGCAAGAGUUGGAUCAACCCAGAGCUAUUGCCUUAGAUCCUUCAAGUGGGUUCAUGUAUUGGACAGACUGGGGAGAAGUACCAAAGAUAGAACGUGCUGGAAUGGAUGGUUCAAGUCGCUUCAUUAUAAUAAACACUGAAAUUUACUGGCCAAAUGGACUGACUUUGGAUUAUGAGGAACAGAAGCUUUAUUGGGCAGAUGCAAAACUCAAUUUCAUCCACAAAUCAAAUCUGGAUGGAACAAAUAGGCAGGCAGUGGUUAAAGGUUCCCUUCCACAUCCUUUUGCCUUGACAUUAUUUGAGGACACAUUGUACUGGACUGACUGGAAUACACACUCCAUUUUGGCUUGCAACAAGUACACUGGCGAGGGUCUGCGUGAAAUCCAUUCUAACAUCUUCUCUCCCAUGGAUAUACAUGCCUUCAGCCAGCAGAGGCAGCCAAAUGCUACAAAUCCAUGUGGAAUUGAUAAUGGUGGUUGUUCCCACUUGUGUUUGAUGUCUCCAGUCAAGCCUUUUUAUCAGUGUGCUUGUCCAACUGGGGUCAAACUCCUGGAGAAUGGAAAAACCUGCAAAGAUGGUGCCACUGAAUUACUGCUUUUAGCACGAAGGACAGACUUGAGACGCAUUUCUUUGGAUACACCAGAUUUCACAGACAUUGUUUUACAGUUGGAAGACAUCCGUCAUGCCAUUGCCAUAGAUUAUGAUCCUGUGGAAGGCUAUAUCUACUGGACUGAUGAUGAAGUGAGGGCCAUACGCCGCUCAUUCAUAGAUGGAUCUGGCAGUCAGUUUGUGGUCACCGCUCAAAUUGCGCAUCCUGAUGGCAUUGCUGUUGACUGGGUUGCCCGAAAUCUUUAUUGGACAGACACAGGCACUGAUCGGAUAGAAGUGACAAGGCUCAAUGGGACCAUGAGGAAGAUCUUGAUUUCAGAGGACUUAGAGGAACCCCGGGCUAUUGUGUUAGAUCCCAUGGUUGGGUACAUGUAUUGGACUGACUGGGGAGAAAUUCCGAAAAUUGAGCGAGCAGCUCUGGAUGGUUCCGACCGAGUAGUGUUGGUUAACACUUCUCUUGGUUGGCCAAAUGGUUUAGCCUUGGAUUAUGAUGAAGGCAAAAUAUACUGGGGAGAUGCCAAAACAGACAAAAUUGAGGUUAUGAAUACUGAUGGCACUGGGAGACGAGUACUAGUGGAAGACAAAAUUCCUCACAUAUUUGGGUUUACUUUGUUGGGUGACUAUGUUUACUGGACUGACUGGCAGAGGCGUAGCAUCGAAAGAGUACACAAACGAAGUGCAGAGAGGGAAAUCAUCAUAGAUCAGCUUCCUGACCUCAUGGGCCUAAAGGCCACAAACGUUCAUCGAAUCAUUGGUUCCAACCCCUGCGCUGAGGAAAAUGGGGGAUGUAGUCAUCUUUGCCUCUAUAGGCCUCAGGGCCUCCGCUGUGCCUGCCCCAUAGGCUUUGAACUCAUCAGUGACAUGAAGACCUGCAUUGUCCCAGAGGCUUUCCUUUUGUUUUCACGGAGAGCAGAUAUCCGGCGAAUUUCUUUGGAAACUAACAAUAAUAAUGUGGCCAUUCCUCUCACUGGUGUCAAAGAAGCUUCUGCUUUGGAUUUUGAUGUAACAGACAACCGCAUUUACUGGACGGAUAUAUCACUCAAGACCAUCAGCAGAGCCUUUAUGAAUGGCAGUGCGCUGGAACACGUGGUAGAAUUCGGCUUAGAUUAUCCAGAAGGCAUGGCAGUAGACUGGCUUGGGAAGAACUUGUACUGGGCAGACACAGGAACGAAUCGAAUUGAAGUGUCAAAGUUGGAUGGGCAGCACCGACAGGUUUUGGUGUGGAAAGACUUAGAUAGUCCCAGAGCUCUUGCAUUGGACCCUGCUGAAGGAUUUAUGUAUUGGACUGAAUGGGGUGGAAAACCUAAGAUAGACCGAGCUGCCAUGGAUGGAAGUGAACGUACUACAUUAGUUCCAAAUGUGGGGCGGGCAAAUGGCCUAACUAUUGAUUAUGCUAAAAGGAGGCUUUAUUGGACAGACCUGGAUACCAACUUAAUAGAAUCUUCAAAUAUGCUUGGACUCAACCGUGAAGUUAUAGCAGAUGACUUGCCUCAUCCUUUUGGCUUAACUCAGUACCAAGAUUACAUCUACUGGACAGACUGGAGCCGACGCAGCAUUGAACGUGCCAACAAAACCAGUGGCCAAAACCGCACCAUCAUUCAGGGCCAUUUGGAUUAUGUGAUGGACAUCCUCGUCUUUCACUCUUCUCGACAAGCAGGGUGGAAUGAGUGUGCUUCCAGCAAUGGGCACUGCUCCCACCUCUGCUUGGCUGUACCAGUUGGAGGUUUUGUUUGUGGAUGCCCUGCCCACUACUCUCUUAAUGCUGACAACAGGACUUGUAGUGCUCCAACUACUUUCCUGCUCUUCAGUCAAAAAAGUGCCAUCAACCGCAUGGUGAUUGAUGAGCAGCAGAGCCCUGACAUCAUCCUUCCUAUCCACAGCCUUCGCAAUGUCCGGGCCAUUGACUAUGACCCACUGGACAAGCAACUCUAUUGGAUUGACUCACGACAAAACAUGAUCCGAAAAGCACAAGAAGACGGCAGCCAGGGCUUUACUGUGGUUGUGAGCUCAGUUCCAAAUCAGAACCUAGAAAUACAACCCUAUGACCUCAGCAUUGAUAUUUAUAGCCGCUACAUUUACUGGACUUGUGAGGCCACCAAUGUCAUUAAUGUAACAAGAUUAGAUGGCAGAUCAAUUGGGGUGGUACUAAAAGGCGAGCAAGACAGACCUCGAGCCAUUGUGGUGAACCCGGAGAAGGGGUAUAUGUAUUUUACCAAUCUUCAGGAAAGGUCUCCCAAAAUUGAACGGGCUGCUUUGGAUGGAACAGAACGGGAAGUCCUCUUUUUCAGUGGCUUAAGUAAACCAGUUGCGUUAGCCCUUGAUAGCAGAUUGGGCAAGCUCUUUUGGGCAGAUUCAGAUCUCCGGCGAAUUGAAAGCAGUGAUCUCUCAGGUGCCAACCGGAUAGUAUUAGAAGACUCCAAUAUCUUGCAGCCUGUGGGACUGACUGUGUUUGAAAACUGGCUAUACUGGAUUGAUAAGCAGCAGCAAAUGAUUGAAAAAAUUGACAUGACAGGCCGAGAGGGUAGAACCAAAGUCCAGGCUCGAAUUGCCCAGCUUAGUGACAUUCAUGCAGUGAAAGAGCUGAACCUUCAGGAAUAUAGACAGCACCCUUGUGCUCAGGAUAAUGGUGGCUGUUCACAUAUUUGUCUUGUAAAAGGAGAUGGUACUACAAGGUGCUCUUGCCCCAUGCACUUGGUUCUGCUUCAAGAUGAGCUAUCAUGUGGAGAACCCCCAACAUGUUCUCCUCAGCAGUUCACUUGCUUCACGGGAGAAAUUGACUGUAUUCCUGUGGCUUGGCGCUGUGAUGGGUUUACUGAAUGUGAAGACCACAGUGACGAGCUCAAUUGUCCCGUAUGCUCAGAGUCCCAGUUCCAGUGUGCCAGUGGGCAGUGUAUUGAUGGUGCCCUCCGAUGCAAUGGAGAUGCAAACUGCCAGGAUAAAUCAGAUGAGAAGAACUGUGAAGUGCUUUGUUUAAUUGAUCAGUUCCGCUGUUCCAACGGUCAGUGCAUUGGAAAACAUAAGAAAUGUGAUCAUAAUGUGGAUUGCAGUGACAAGUCAGAUGAACUGGAUUGUUAUCCAACUGAGGAACCAGCUCCACAGGCCACCAACACGGUUGGUUCAGUUAUUGGAGUAAUUGUCACCAUUUUUGUGUCUGGAACCAUAUACUUUAUCUGCCAGAGAAUGUUGUGUCCACGUAUGAAGGGAGAUGGGGAAACCAUGACUAAUGACUAUGUAGUUCAUGGACCAGCUUCUGUGCCCCUUGGUUAUGUGCCACAUCCGAGUUCUUUGUCAGGAUCUCUUCCAGGAAUGUCUCGAGGUAAAUCAAUGAUCAGCUCCCUAAGUAUCAUGGGGGGAAGCAGUGGACCCCCUUAUGACCGAGCUCAUGUCACAGGAGCAUCAUCAAGUAGUUCUUCAAGCACCAAAGGCACUUACUUCCCUGCAAUUUUGAACCCUCCGCCAUCCCCAGCCACAGAGCGAUCACAUUACACUAUGGAAUUUGGUUAUUCUUCGAAUAGUCCUUCCACUCAUAGGUCCUACAGCUACAGGCCAUACAGUUACCGGCACUUUGCACCCCCUACCACGCCCUGCAGCACAGAUGUUUGUGACAGUGACUAUGCUCCCAGCCGGAGAAUGACCUCAGUGGCAACAGCCAAGGGCUACACUAGUGACUUGAACUAUGACUCAGAGCCUGUGCCCCCACCUCCCACACCCCGAAGCCAAUACCUGUCAGCAGAAGAGAACUAUGAAAGCUGCCCACCUUCUCCAUACACAGAGAGGAGCUACUCUCAUCACCUCUACCCACCGCCGCCCUCUCCCUGUACAGACUCCUCCUGAGGAGGGGCCCUCCUCCUCUGACUGCCUCCAAUGCAAAAAUGUAAAUACAAAUUUGGUUGAGAUCUGGAGGGGGGGAGGGAGCUAUUAGAGAAAGAUGAGGCAGACCAUGUACAGUUAAAAAUUAUAAAUGGGGUAGGGAAUACUGGAGAUAUUUGUACAGAAGAAAAGGAUAUUUAUAUAUUUUCUUAAAACAGCAGAUUUGCUGCUUGUGCCAUAAAAAUUUGUAAAAAAUAAAUUUGUACUAAAAGUUUUAUUUUUGCAAACUAAAUACACAAAGCAUGCCUUAAACCCAGUGAAGUGACUGAGUACAAAGGAAACAGGAAUAAUAAAGGCAUCAUUGACCAGGAAUGUCUGGGCUUUAUUGAUACCAAAAAAAAAAGAGAGAGAGAAGAAGAAGAAGAAGAAGAAAAAUUUAAGUCCAUCUCAGAGUAGCAAACCAUAGAUACUUGGAAGUAGCCAAAUAGCCUUCAUGUUAACUAACAUUUGAGGGCCAACAAGUUUAAGAAAUCACAAAAGGAAAAAAAAAGGAAUUAAAACUAACUUUGGACAAAGGGCUUUGUUUUCUCUAGGAAUCCAAUUAUUUUAGUGAGGAAAAUAGGUAUUUAUAAAAAUCCCUUCUGGGUGUUGCUCUUGUAGGAGAUCAGCUGUCCAGUAAGAUGGUGUGGGGCUCUUUGUGUGUGCAAGUCUUCUGUCCCUACCUUAGAACCCACAGCCUCUGUCAAAAGAAUUAAUUUUUUCUCUAGGUGUUUUUACCUUGCUUCCUCCCCGCCAGCAGCUUUGUAGGCCAUUUUGCCAAGAUAUCACGACUUAUUCACAGCUUUUUAUCUGAGGAUUGAUUAAAUGGAAUUUUCUAAAUUAAGGUUUCAUUUUAAUAUUUCUACUAGCUCCAUUCCUCUGUAGGCUUAGCUCUUGAAUUUGACUGCUGUUUUUGCAUAAUGAUCAAAGGGUAGACAUAUUAUUGCUCCUCUUCCAAGAUUGUUUUAAUGCUCAUUAAAAUCUCUUUUUACAACACAUAUAGGCAAUGUUUAAGAAUUACAAAUUUAACCAUUAUGUUUUUGUUGUAAAUUAAUCAUAUAUCCUUGCAGUACUUUCAGCAUAUAAUAUCACAAUAUGAAAUCGUUUAUAUAUAUAUAUUUUUUUUUCCUAGUAAAACAUUUAAAUAUGUUCCGGUUAGAGACAAUCUAUUUAAAGAGAGAAUUUUUUUGUUAUCAUUAGGUUUUCCCUUUAUUAACUGUUUGUGACAUUUUCAUGUUCUUUAGGCCAAUUUUUCUCAGAAUGAUGUCUACAUACAUACCUCUUUUAAUGUGUGACAUGAGUUUAAUAUCUUCCUGUUACCCAAUGUGAAUGUUAGAUUGUUUUCAAAUUAUCCACAAAUUAUUCUUAUACUCACCUCAUAUAUUUGUGUGUGUUCUCUCUUAUCCCGUUACGGAUUAAGAUGAUUAAACAAAUUUACCAAUAUGGGUUAAAUGAGAAGGCCAACUAGUCACUUCUCAGCUGUCAGAACUUGGGUGGAGGGGAAUAAUGGAAGGCUCUUCCAUGAUCUGCCUGACCUGCGUGGUCGUCGGGCUGCUGCAUCCUCAGCUCUUAGGACUGACAUGUGGGAUGAUUCUAGCACUGCUCUGCCACCUUGCCACAAGUCAGUUUCCUGCUUUUUACAUGUUUCCAGCACUUCUCUGCUAAAACGGAGUGUGUUUUUAAACUAAUGUAUUUUUACUUUAUUAGAUGUCGGUCAGUUACUGAGUGAUUUUUUUUUUUUUUUAAUUCUGUCUUGUUGAGGCCUCCUCUCUGGAUUUCAGGGCCCAAGAGAAAACAAUGGAAGAAAAGAUUCAGAAUUUUGGCAGGGAUGAAGGAACUUUUUAAGUAAUUAAAAAUACCUAAGGAAAUUUUUUAAAGAGAAAAAAACGUGGUUUCAGAAUAAUGCUUAGAUUGUUAGGGACACCUUAUACGAAUCAGGUGCACUUGAUUUUGCAUAUAAAUAAAUGGUGAUCCAUCAGUGUCUUGCAUUUCAGUCAAACAAGCAUUAACUCUUCCUGUCGGUGGACAAAGUGCCCACAGUCUAACAGAAUGGACACUGGAGUUGCAUUCUGUGACACGGGGGCCUUUGAUGCUUAAAUGAAGAUGGAAAGGUUAGCAAUAACUGGGUAUCAAUCAGAAUUUGAGAAUUCUAUAUGUUUACAUUUUUUAAUGUGCAUCUUUAUCCGGUGGGCUUCCCAUGUGGAAACUUGCACUAUAACGAAUUAAGAAGAAUAUUGCCUUGUUAUAUCUCAGUCCAAGUGCUUGUACUGCGAUGGCAAUGGCCUCUUCUUGCAAAAUACUGAUUUGUGUGCCAAUUUGUUUGAAAUUAUUUGAAGGCAGAUCCGCUUAAUCUCAGAAUCCUCUUUCUGGGGUAGUUGAGAUGGAUUCUUAAUAUUUUGGGGAGGGUACCUUUAAAUGAGAGAAUUAUCAAAAUUCAGGAAAGAUUGGACCUCAGGUUACAUGGACAGUUAAGCUUAAGUAAACUCUCUUGAUUAUUAAACACAAGAGGUUUAAUUGGAGAAACUGAGGAUAAAAAAUAAACAGUACAAAUCAGGGGAAAAAGUGGAAAAGGGUUUGGAAUUUGGUGUAUUGCUAUAUUCACUAUCCAUGAAGAAAAAAGGAAUAAAAUGUUACUAGAUUCCUUAAAUACUAAAGUAUUUAAUUUUGAACAUAUGUCUUAAAGUAUGCCUAUUUACUGAUGUGAUUGAAAUUGAGAAAUGAGCUCUAGCAUAGCAUAUUUUUCGUGCACUAUAUAGUAGACUAGUCUUCAUUGAGGUGGUCUUUUUAACUCUGAACUUUUAUAAUUUAGGACUUGUCUCCUUCAGAGCCCUGGUCUUCUGAACAGUGGCCCAAGGGAUUUUGCUGCUUAAGUCACAAGGAAAAAAAUGGAGUUAAGGGAUAGAAGGGAUUCUCAGUAUUAAUUUUUCUUUCAUGGAAUUUUCUUAUGCCUCUGACACUUGACUGCUCUUCUGUAGUAGCAUUCAUGAGAUGUCAUCUGUUUAGCAGAAAAUUAGAGUUCCUUUAGUUAUUUUAAUUUUAAUAUAAAAUACUUUGUGAUAUACCACCAAGAGGUAUAUGGAUCCUCGAGCACAGCUACUCUAAAGGGACGAUACAUACUUAGAAAUGAAGACUUUACAGUACAUUUUCAUCUAACAGGCCAAUAAUUUGGGGGCGGGGCUUUUGAGCAGUAAAAUUUUAGCACGGAUUGAGGAUUGUAUUUUUUCAUCAUUUUAAAAUCCUUCAGGGUCAGUAGUUUGUAUAAGGCCAACUCCAACUUUGAUAAAAUAUAAAAGUAGCCACCAUCUCCGUUAGGUAGCAAUUGGUUCUGGGGUAAAAUCUUUUUGUUUUGCCAUCAAGGCCUAUUAAUGAAGAAUACUUCAAGGUGAGUUAGUAGCCGUGGCUUCCCUAGCCUGUUAAUGGAUCUGUGUGUGUUUAUGUAACGGGACACCAGCACUCCUAAUAGACUACUUCUGCUUCUCUGUGAUGGUUGUGUUGGUGCCGUCCUGUGCCUAGAUUUGAUUCCUAGAAACGUAGUGUUUAAAAUUGUUUUUUCUCCUGCAGGGGCAACUUGCCACUUCAUUGAUUUGCAUGCCAUAAGAGCUGCGUAUUGGUUACCAUUACACAUCUAACAAAAUUGAGAAACAAAAGUCUUGGGCUUUUCAUACCCCCAAGCUUUUAAUAAGCUUAAGUCUGUAUAAUGACAUACAUAGUAUGUUUGGAGUGUGGCUACGAGUAUGUGAGUAUCAGUUGGCCAACAAAUGUUUGGGCACCCACAAAUGAGACUAUACACCAAGUGUAGACAGGGACUGAGUCAGGAUCAAGUGUUGUUGAAAACAUGUUCUCAGAAUUCUUAAAUUCUAAUUUUAUUUGGUAUUCCUUUCUUUAUCCGAAGCCUAAAAUGAGCCAAGAGAAAUAACUUUCUUUAGAAAGUACUGGUAGCAUAUGUGUGGUUUCUGACUUCUGGGAUAGUAUCAUUUUAUAAUAGUCCCAAAAUUUGGCUUAUGAAAUUUUCAGUUUUAGGGGAUAACAUUUUACAUUUAUAGUUUAAAAAUUUUAAAUUAUGAGCUUGUGAAUCCAUAUACUCAGGAUAUUUCCAUUGCCUUGAUUCUGCAUCUCAUUAAACUAAGCCUGCACCUGAGUAGAAGGAGGUAGUCAGUAAGAAUCUUAGAUCUAAGAUUCUUACUGACUCUGAUUCUUACUGACUACUCUCGCCCUCCUUAAGUCCAGGUAAAUUUUGCUCGGUUUUUCUUUUUCAUAAAGCGUCCUUAAGCUAUUGUUAAGUUUAUUGCUGGAAAAAAUCCUCAUGACUUUACAGAUACAACUAUAGACUAUGUGAUUUCUUGUACUCAAGAAUAUAGACCUAACAAAAACUAACUUGUAGAUUUUCACUGCUACCUAGGGUUUACCCAAAAGUUUACACCAAAGAUUUAGAGACAAUGUGCUUUUGCUUAUGCUUAACUGUCCAUUUUUUUAAAACAAAUAUAAGCAGGGCAGGGAUAUAUAUGUAUAUAUAGAUCUGUCUAUCUAUAUCUGUAGAUAGAUAGAUAUACCUAAAUAUGAAUAUUAAAAGGAAAAGAAAGUGAAUAAAUCUAAUUUUACAUGAAAUUAAGUAUCUGGGGUUAGAAAAUUUGAAAAGAGUUAAGAGGAUACCAAGAAGCUUAAGCUGGACUAGCCUUAUUUGCAAGUGAAGGAUCUGGUGCUGCUUUCAGAUGUUUAUCCUUUGUGUUUUUAAAUUUUUUCUUAAGCUUUAAUCUUUGUUAUUGUCUUAAAGUCAGCUGGUGUUUCUUGUCCAUGGACUUUGGUACGAUGGUGCUUUGCAAGGAUGUAUUUAUAUUUUAAUGGCCAACAUUUGGUCAGCCCUUGUCCACUAUUCACUUCCCCCUUUUUGUAAAAUAAGUGCUUUAAUUGUAAACUGUAUAAAAAUACCUUGUAUAAAUCCCCUUUUGAUUAUUACAAUAAGCUGAGUUGUAACAAAUGAAAUGUUGAUUUUUAUAAUAAAACAGUGGAAAAUAAAAGCGUCAUUUCUUUUUAGCAAGAAAUUAAAACAGCUGAUUGUGCUUUGCUGUGACUUGUGUUUCAGAGGCAACAAAACCCACCUUUAUUGUUUGCAUUUCAAAUAAAAUACAACCUUGGAAGAGA